UUUCUCUCUUUCUCUCUCUCUCUCUCUCUCUCUCUCUCUCUCUCUCUCUCUCUCUCUCUCUCUCUCUCUCUCUUAAAAUGGAAGAUUCUGAUAUUGCUACAGUCCAACAGGCCAUCGUUCUUACUAUCCGUCCAUCCUCUGGCCCUACCUUUACAACUGCAAUCUCUACUGAGAACACUGUCCUGCAGCUGAAGGAGAAGCUCGCCACUCCAGACCUGCCUGCUUCCUCCAUCCGACUUGUCUACUCGGGUCGGGUUCUUAAGGAUGAAGAUCCAUUGUCAUCUUAUUCCAUAAAGGAGGGUCAUACUAUCCAUAUGGUCAGAAGUGCGACCAAUAGGGCUAAUGAACAAGCAGUGCAGACUGUCCGACCUCUCAACAACAGCAACGCACCAACAGAUGGGUUCGAUGAGCAGUCAUUCAUGUCAACUCUAUUGGAAAAUCCGGCUAUUAGGGAUAUGAUGGCAAACCCUGAAGUAGUUCGGAGGAUGAUGAUGGCGAACCCUCACACAAGGGAAGUGAUGGAAAACAAUCCCGAGGUCGCACAAAUGCUCAAUGACCCUUCAUUUCUCCGUCAGUCUAUGGACAUGGCUAGGAAUCCAAAGUUGAUGAAACAGGCACUGCGGAACAAUGACAGAGCACUUUCUAAUCUGGAGAUGGUUCCCGGUGGAUUUAAUCAUCUUCGUCGAAUGUAUCACAGUGUUCAAGAACCUAUGGAGGCUUCACGAAGCAUGCCAGAGCCUUCAACUGACGAUCUUAAUGCACAAUUCGCUGCUCGGCUCAAUGCUGAUACCCGCCCUCAAGCUGGACAGCUCAAUACCACUGCUCUUCCUAACCCUUGGGCACCCCCAAGGAACCAAAGCCAACCGACGAGAGGUUCAAUGUUUCCAGGAUUCGGCAUGGGUGGAAGUCCUUCCCAUGGAAUGACAGGAUUUGGUGCACUAUCUCCUUUUGGAGGUCUUGAUAGCCCUACCGCAGGAACCCCAGGGAGCCAACCUGGAAACACAGGUGCUCAUGGCUUCGAGAGCCCCUUUGGAUUCAUGAUGAACCAAAGGACAAAUGGAUCAUCUCAAAACCAGUUUGGCUUCCCAAUCUUCAACAACGAUGGUAAUUUAUCACCCAUGGGUGGCAACAACCCAGAAAUGUUUCAACAAAUGCUGCAGUUCCAGCAAAUGAUGAGGCAGAUGCAACAGCAACAAUCCACAUCAUCGCCCCCAUCCUACAGUGGUUUUCCUCCAUUUGGAAACAUGUGGCGCAACAGUAACAGCAACAUUAAUAAUAACUCCAACACUUCAUCAAACAUUAAUUCAACGACACCUGCCGCCAACAGUGCUACCUCUACUGCGACCACUGCAACUACCAUCACUCCUUCUGCAACAAAUACCACUGCGACCACUAACACAAUCCCUAAUCCUUCGACCACGUCGACACCCGGUUCAACGCUUCCCCCGCCAGAAGAGCGAUUCCAAUCACAGCUGGCAUCGCUGCGUGACAUGGGAUUCUCAGACAAUCAAAGAAAUAUGCGGGCUCUACUGGCCUCAGGAGGAGAUGUUAAUUCGGCGAUAGAGUUUCUUUUGCGGAUGUAAAGAAAAAAACAAUAUUAUAUAUAUAAAAAAGAAAAGAAAAGAAAAAAGAUAUCAUUCACCUAACCGAGCUAGUGUAGAAAUGCCUAUUCAUCCAAUUUACAAGAGGAACUAGAGAACGC
This is a messenger RNA of Lobosporangium transversale, 1702 nucleotides long. RefSeq lists its product as hypothetical. The coding region runs from base 78 to 1583 and encodes 501 amino acids. The transcript is spliced from 7 exons. Gene Ontology annotation, cellular component: cytosol. The record is from RefSeq and is a predicted model, not a curated record. Gene Ontology annotation, molecular function: polyubiquitin modification-dependent protein binding. Gene Ontology annotation, biological process: ubiquitin-dependent protein catabolic process. Lineage: Eukaryota; Fungi; Mortierellomycota; Mortierellomycetes; Mortierellales; Mortierellaceae.